GAGGAGCAGGGGAAGGAUAUUAUGCACAGCCCAGCGGCUGCAGACUGAAUCUCUUGUCUUCAUUCUGUUAGAGGAAGGGCUAUGGACCCGCUCAAUUUCAGCAACACCCGUGUUUAGAUUUCCAGCAUCACAGAUCCGCUGUCGGAGAGAGAGAGAGGGGAAGAGAGAGAGAGAGAGAGAGAAUGGACAGUAACAUCUGAAGGUGUGGCAGACCGUAAGAGGCGAAGUCUCAACAUCAGGACUAUGAGAAGGAAAUGAGAAGCGGACUAGAAAGGGACCCCUCCUGGUCUGCCUAGGGUCCUCCCCAGAAUCUCUGACCUUGCCGUUGUGUGAAUGGUGCACGGAGUAUGCUGACCAGCAGCAGGAGGUGCUUGGUGUGAGUCAGUUUCAACUCAGCCUCGGCUCCUCCGGUGUUAAACCCGUUCCAGGUUAAUCUUUCCUGCUGCCACUGCCUUCCAGCUCGGUACCAUGGGGAGAUGCAAUGGGCGCUGCACGUUAAUCGUACUCUGCAGUUUACAGCUGGCAGCUACUUUGGAGAGACAGAUCUUUGAUUUUCUGGGCUAUCAAUGGGUUCCUAUCCUGGCCAACUUUUUGUACAUUAUGGCAAUCAUCCUGGGUAUCUUUGGAACCAUCCAAUACAGACCCAAAUACUUAGUUAUGUAUGCAGGAUGGCUGGUGCUGUGGGUGGCCUGGAAUACAUUCAUCAUUUGCUUCUAUCUAGAGGUUGGGCAGUUGUCACGGGACAGAGACUUUGUCAUGACCUUCAACACCUCACUGCAUCGCUCGUGGUGGAUGCAGAAUGGACCCGGCUGUGUGGCAACACAAGUGACUUCUGCUGACCAGGCUCCUGAAGACCAUCACGUUAUCACAGUGUCAGGCUGUCUCCUUGACUACCAAUACAUUGAAGUCACCAGCAGUUCCUUACAGAUCCUCCUUGCAUUGAUUUCAUUGGAGGAUUUGAUUCCUAUGGCUACCAAGCCCCACAAAAGACCUCUCACCUACAGUUGCAGCCUCUGUACACGAUUCCAUCCAGGAACACAGGGCAGAAUAAACAGGGGACGUCCUGGUCUUAACGAGGCAGGAGCAGAGAACGUGAGCCACUGGAAGAGUCUGCACCAACUGUCAGAAGCAGACACUGUUCGGGGGAUUUUGUUAAACAAUGAGAAUGCUCCAAGAGGCAGAUGGAAAGAGAUGGAGAGAGAGAGAGGGAGAGAGAGAGAAAAGCAGCAGAAGGAUUUGUGGGGGAAUCAGACAACAAAAGUUCAGCUGUAACGGUUGUAAAUUUCAUAGAUACUUCACUGAAACCAGAGAAUUUGCUAUUUUAUAGAGUUAGAUAGAAAGUACACUGGCACCCUCUGAUGUUCAAUGUUCAUAAUGACUGGCUGUAUUCACAAAGCAGUUCUUCCUUUGCGAGAUCUCCCUUUGAAAUGCAAGCGUCUGAGUGAGACCUGCUUCCAUGGAGAUGAGUGAGUGGAGGGAUGCCGUGUGGGAUGGUAUGGAGAAGGAGGGUGGUGUAGUAGGGGAUGGGAAUUGCAGAGUUUAUUCACUCCACGGCCUUUCCAGUCCUGGAGGUUUGAUGGGAACGUGUCUAGUUGGGAAGAGCCACUUGAGAUCUUAGCCACCUUGGUGAAAGGCUGUGAGAGGCCCAACUGAAAACCCCAAACACUGGAGAUCACAGUGGGUCAGGCAGCAUCCACGGAGAGAGAGCAAGCUAAUGUCUCCAGUCGAGAUGACUCUUUAUCAGAGGGGAAUGUGAAACCCCACAGUUGUUAGCAGAGGCACCAUUAGUCAAGGUUAACAGAGUGAGCCCACUGACAUAGACUGGAGAAGCACAUCAAACCCACUCAGCUCCUAGAGACAGGAGACUGCCUGUGAGGGUUCUCCCAGGUUUGUUCUGUCUGUUGUUUGCUUUCCUGGAGGCUGGUGAUUGUGAGCUGCACUUUGCGUUAAUAUUUAGAAGGACAGCGUUGAUUCAAUUGUAGAACAACCCACAUGGUUGUGGACCCAGUCAGUGAAUGGGAAUCCAACAGUCACAUGAUGAUGCAGUGAAUACCUGGGAGUUGCUUGCCAAUGUUGGUCUUGAAAGACCUUAAUGUGGUUGAAUAUGGGUGCUGUGUGACUGUGUGGUGUGUGGGGUUCGAGGAAUAAAUACAUGGUAUAUAUUCAGGCUUUAGGUUGGAUCAGACCAAACAGAUAAAAGCCUCCACAAGAUGGAAUUGCUGAUAGCUGGCUUUAGGCUGAAACAUUUUCAUUCCUUUUAAACUUUGUACUGACUGAACCAAGACCACAUCAUGCAAAUUUAUUCCCAUCGCUAAAAUGUGAUUGUCCUAUUGGUGCUGUCGAAUGGUUCCUGAGAGUUUGCAUAUCAAUAUAAUCUGGCUCUGCUUCAGAUAAUUAUGGCACAAAGGUGAUAUUACAGAAAGCGUAACCCAGUACUCCACAGACAGGAGCUCAAAUCCCACCUGGUGGAGUCGAAAAUGAAAAGCUUGUUUCAGUAUAGGGCUAACUGGUUCACUAAUGAGCUUGAUAUCUUUAUAGUUGGUGGUGUAAUAUGGUUAGUGGUGAUGUCAACAUUGGCGCUACUAUACAGUUUGAGAUUAACUUUUGAUCGGUGGUGUCAGUGCCCCAGUUCCUUGCUUUUUGCUGAAGUUUGUUGUUAUUGGAUUCUUUUCCACAAACAAAGACAUGUUGGUGCCUCUCAAAAAACCCCACAAAACUAGCAUCAAACGGAAAAAGUGACCUCCAGACCAAGAUGGGGUUCUGGAUUGAGAUGGACCUCAGGCUCGGUGAGCAUACUGUCUUUAUGAACUUUGUUUUGACUUUUACUUCCAUUCCAUCAUGUCUUAGUCACCACUGCCACUAUCUAAAACAGAAGGUUUCACAUUCAAAGCCAAUUACUCUUGCUGGCCUUUCUCAUCUGAGGUAAAAAGGCUUGGAUGCUACCUGUUCUUCCAGCACCACUCCUAUCCAGAAUCUGGUUUCCAGCAUCUGCAGUCCUCGUUUUUACUCAGUUAUAUUCUAAUUGGCAGCUCGGGCACCAUUUAUUCUGAAUCCCACAACUUGUUCAAUGCUCAUCUUCUCCCGUUUCAUUUGGGAGAGAGGUGGCAGUCGAAAUGAUUGCAGACAGUGGCAGGUGGGAGAGUGACCAAACUAACUUUCUUGCCUUUUGUGCAGUGUGUUUGUUUGAGGUUUGUCUUGUUCAGUGGGGGAUUGGUCGGUGGGUAGGUUUGCAAUCUCAGUAUUUUGGCUGCGCUCUGUAUCCAGUUCCUUGGGCCACUUGGUCUUUGUGCUGUUUGACAUUUCUAGACCAAUGAGGUGAGGGUGGGAGGGGGUUGCUAUUGGCCAUGGUUUAGUAGUUUAGGAGCCGAUCUGUUUAAUAUAUCAGUUUCUAAGCAGUUUGGAAAUCCAGUAUCUGGUUGUUUACUGAAUGUAUUUCUCUGUUUUGGUGGAAGAACGAUAUGACCCCUGUUGGUGUAGAGAGGUCCAUGCAUUGACCUUUAGCUAGCUUUGAUAAACCAGAGUUUGAAUGCUGCUCAAAUUGAAGCUGCUCUUUCCCCCUUUCACCUACUUCCCAAAUGGAAGCGAAACUGGUUAAUGAGAGAAACAAAAAGACGGACCUUGAUCCUCCUUUGUAUUGAGGCAAUAUUUGGCUGAACUGGGGACCAAUUGUUCAGCACCUGUAGCCACUUCCCUCCUGGCUUGCUAAAUUCAAGAUACUCUUUCUCAAAAAAAAGAGAGUGCUUUUUGUCCUUUUAAUGGUUACACACACCAAUUUGGAGUUCAGACGAAUGAGAGGUUAUUUCAUUAGAAUUCUUCAAGGGCUUAACAAGGUUCUGAGAGAACGUUUCACCUUGCGGAAGAGCCUGGGACCAGAGGGCACAAUCUCAGAAUUAAGGGGCACCAAUCUAAGAUUGAGAUGAGGAGUAAUUUCUUCUCUUGGAGUCUCUGAAACUCCUUGCCACAGGGGGCUGUGGAGGCAGACUCCCUGUGUAUAUUUUAAGGUUAAGGUGGAUAGAUUCUUGAUCAGUCAGGGAAUCAAGGGAUUUGGGGAAAGUGCAGCUGAGAAGUGUUGGAUCAACCAUGAUCCUGUUCAAUGGUGAAGCAAGUUCAGAGAGGCCAAAUAGCCUAUUCCUGUUCCUAUUUGUUACGGUCUAAUUUGCAGGGUGCUUCAUCGAGAUCUUCUGGGUUUAGUCUGCAUCCACUCCAGCUGAGGGGAUCGAAGUGAGCAACAUUUCUGGGGCAACUCUUCCCUCAAAACAGAACUGGGGACACCCUGGGUUCUGGAAUCCCCUAUGUGGAGCUAGGCCAGGUUUUCCCUUGGUAUAGCCCUGAGUGAGCUCAAUAAUGUCAAUCUUCAGAAAGACCUGAACCAUCCUCAGAGCUGGGAUGGUUGAGGGUGUGGGAGGGGGGGUUGGAGGCCGGUACAUUAGAAGGGGAUCACUCAGAGGGCAGUCGUUUCAGCACCUCGACCAUUCUGAGACCUGUUAUGUGAAUACAGCCACUGGUCCAGACGCCUUAAAACUUUUUUUGAGAACUACUGAAUGUGUAUCACAGCUUUUCUGCCACACAUUAUCUUUGAAAAUGU
This is a messenger RNA of Hemiscyllium ocellatum (epaulette shark), 4585 nucleotides long. It is a transcript of the gene nkain1, whose product is annotated as sodium/potassium transporting ATPase interacting 1. The record is from RefSeq and is a predicted model, not a curated record. NCBI's taxonomy places the organism in Eukaryota, Metazoa, Chordata, Chondrichthyes, Orectolobiformes, Hemiscylliidae. Gene Ontology annotation, biological process: regulation of sodium ion transport. The transcript is spliced from 7 exons. The coding region runs from base 469 to 1272 and encodes 267 amino acids.